AUGCCGCUGGUGGAGCGCACCACCAACGCGCUGGUGACGAAGGAUGACGGUGCCCUGGAAGAGGUCAAGAAGGCUUUGAUCCAGGUGCACCAACAAUACGACCAAGUCCACGAGGAGGCAGAGACAAAGCAAGCGCGGCUGAACCGCCUCAGGGAGGAGAUCCGCACAGCAGAUCAGCAGCACUUUAACAAAGGUGACUGGAGCAAAAAGAUGGACGAGACCUGGAAGGCUUUGAAGACGCAGGACGCGCACGUCGACAAGAAGAAGGAGGAGUCAGAGACAAGCCGCAAGGUCUACGAGCACAUGCUGAAGCGCACCCAGCGGGAACAGGCGAUUCUGAAGCAGAAGCUCUUUCAGAUGCAGGAGCACUUGGAGAGAAAGAAGCGUGAGCUCCAGCAGAAGCGCACUGAGUGCGAGCAAGCCAGGUGCGCCAAGGUGCAGAUCCACCAGACUUUGGAAUCCUAUAGCGAGGAGGCCACAAUGGAGCGAGACGUGUGCAAGUCCGCCCUGGAAGCCAUCAAUGGAGAGCUCGAGAAGCGGAAGGAGGCCAACGGAAGGCGGGCUGAUUUCGACAGCUGGCGCCACGAGGUGGCGCUGGACGCGGCCAACGAGGCCUUCAACGCCUCCGCAGGGCGGCUCCGGAAGCUCUACGCCAUCGAGAAGCUCUCAGGGAACUUUCUGCAGAAGACGACCUUUGAGCAGGUGGAGCGCUCCCAAACCACCGAAGACAACUUUCAGAAGAUUCGGGAUGUCACCGGCUUGGCAGAUGUCAUGGAUAUUGUGCACAAGUUCCUGAACCGGGAUCUCGAGCAGGAGCAGCUCAAGGCUUCUGUCAAGGAGGCCGAGGUGCAGCUAGAGGUCUUGCGGCAGAAGCAUGAGAAACUGAAGAAGGAGAUGGAAGGUCUGCCGGUGGACAACAUGAACGACCCCAUGGCACUGAACAAGGACCUGGAGCAAGCGGAGCACAAGCUCAACGAAGCUAUUGAGGAGCAGGAGGCUUGCAGGGUGCGGCUGCAGAAGACGACCCUCCAGUCCGAGCACAUGAAGCGCUGGGCGGCCCGGAUGGGCGCGGUCCUGUCCAAGUUCGAGGAGCCGGUGAAGGUCGAUUCACCUGCAGACCUGCCAGUUUUCUUCCGGAAGAUGGAAGCGGCAGUCAGGAAGUUUAUCAAGAAGGUUUCGGAACAGAUCAGCGCCGGCAAGAUCAACCGCAAGACCUUCAGAGACUUCGAGAAGGUGGAGAAUGAGGAGCAGAAGAACCUUCUCAACAACCACGGAUUCCUGAAGGACAACUGCCGGGCGCAGGCCAAUGACCAAGGCGCAGCUUGCCGGCCAUCUAGGGUCUCAUUCAACCCCAUGUCGCUCGGAAUGCUCUGA
Messenger RNA from Effrenium voratum, 1374 nucleotides. Lineage: Eukaryota; Dinophyceae; Suessiales; Symbiodiniaceae. The record is from the annotation of a GenBank genome assembly.